Molecule: messenger RNA, 3216 nt
Organism: Erpetoichthys calabaricus (reedfish)
Lineage: Eukaryota; Metazoa; Chordata; Cladistia; Polypteriformes; Polypteridae
Gene: lamp5
Product: lysosomal associated membrane protein family member 5
Exons: 9
Coding region: 81-2690 (869 amino acids)
Cellular component (GO): membrane
Molecular function (GO): protein binding
Source: RefSeq, a predicted model, not a curated record
GGAGACGGAGAGGCUGACCCGAUCUGCUUGGUUCUUUCAUUCGCCGAAGCGGCGGUUCGCUGACUGGCGCCUUGUCAAUCAUGCUAAAACUUUGGGAGAAGCAGGGGGAGAAAAGCGGUGCUCAGGUUCUCAUCGACGCGAUGUGCAACGACAAGAUCCACCUGGCACGUUUUAUUCUGGACGCCCUGGACGGGAAGAUCGUGAAUGCCCGCACGGAGAGAGCGCAGACCCCCCUGAUCCGCUCGGUCUUGCUGCCCGACUCGCACAGGAGGACGACAUUUAUGACCCUGUUGUUGCAGAGAGGCGCAGAUGUGAACUGUCAAGACGAGACGGGUCGCACCGCGCUGAGUUUCGCCUGCGAGAGGGGGCACCUGGAGGCUGUGAAGAUGCUCGUGCAGCAUAAUGCCGACCCGGAGCUGCUGGACUGCUGGGGAAACGGCGCUUUAUUGUACGCUACAGCGGCGGGACACGGUCCGGUGGUGGAGUUUCUGGUCAGAGCGUUUAAGAGGCUGGGGCUGCAGAUUGAUCGCCCGAACAAAGCGGGGAACUGUGCGCUACAGAUCGCAGAGUUUCUGGGUCACAAAGACUGCAUCCAGGCUCUCAAUAGGAGACCACUGGACAACGAAGCUGUUAGUGGACAUUAUUGGGGCGACUCACAGGAAUCGUCCAGGAGAACGUUUUCUGAUACCUCUUUAGAAAAGGCCCAUCAGAGGGCUAACGACGUUCAUCAGUACGCCCGAAACGUACUGGAGUCCAUGGAUUCGAUUGAAGAAGAAGGAGACACAGGGGAGCAACAUUCUUCGAAUCCGCCUGGCCUCGUCCGCUCAGACAUCCAAACCCCAGUGCAGCGCGUGAGAUCUUGGAGUGUCCAGUAUGGAACUCAUAAGAAUAAACUCAUGGACAAGGUGACCAAUGGACACUGUUCUCUGCCACCUUUAAAGAGUUUGAUGGACUCAACCACAUCCGCCUUCGGUUCACACAAGGAACUUAGAUUACCAACAGAGAAAGCGGUUGUAAAUCCCAUGAAAACCAAUUUAAACGUUCUUCUGACCCCCAUUGCAACGAGCAACGCGGUCGCUGAUAAAUUCGACCACGUUAAAGAAGAAAGAGGACCAGCAUUGUCAGGAUUCACAAAGUUUGAUGAGAAUUUUUACCAAAAACGACGCAGUCUACCAGCUGGCGCUUUCAGUCCGGUGCCCCCCGAGAGACCCUCGCUUCGCAAAAACCAAACACGGAGCAAAAGUGCGCAGGUCGCCGCGCCACCUCCAUUAACCGAGGGCAAUGCUGCUCUCGCGAGUUUAGGAAACAAGUUAUUUCGCAGGUUUACUUUUCCGGAGUUUAGGAAAAGUGCUAAAGACUUUCAAGUGGAGAACUCGGGGACGGCAACCUUCAAAGACCCCGAGGCAGCGGUGAGAAGCAUGUCGAGGUCGGAAUCGUACCCCAUGAGCAGCAACCAUCCGCAAGUCGGCAGCAAACCCAGCAUUGACAGCAUUAGCGCCGUGAAGUGUGAAUUCGACUGUCCGGCAAGGAACGCGUCACGAGUCGUGCUGCUCAAGUGUGCGAAUGUGAGCGCCAAGGACUGGCAGUCCGUUCAGGGUGUACUGCCGAUCCGCAGAGAGCCCGAAUCGGAAACGGCGGACCCAGGAAAUGGACAGGUGGACGGGCAGCUAAAAAAGGACAACUUUCUAAGCGCUUCAUUUUGCAAAUACAGUUCAGCUGGCCGAAGAUUCCGGAUUCCUGAGACAAAGAAGAUUUUAUUUAUGGCUUCUUUGUACCUAAAGCGACCGUAUUUCUGGGAACUCUUCGGAAAUCCGGCGGUCAAAUAUCUGAUUUGCGAAUUCUGCCGGGCAGGGCAGGGCAGACCCGACCGAUUCAGAACCAUGGAGAGCACCGGCUUCUUGCUUUGCGUUUGUAAUAUUUUUGUUCAGAUUUUGGCAGAGCAAGAAGUUGAAAAUCUCUCAGGUUUAUCUACCAACCCGGACAAAGAUAUCUUUGUGGUGAGAGAAAACGGGACGACUUGUCUAAUGGCCGAGUUUGCAGUCAGAUUUGUGGUGCCUUACGAUGUCCUGGCUCUCAAUGGCAUUGACCUGAUCACAGAACAAGCCCAGAUCACACUUCCCCGUGGGGCAGACAUUAAAGGUAAAUGUGCAGCUACAGAGGCAGAGCUUCAGAUUUCGUGGCUAAAAGACGCCUACACCUUCCGUCUGUUUUUCAUUAAGGAGGCGCAUAACUUAUCUAAAGGCCAAGAUAUCUUUUGGAAGAUUAACAAAAUGCAAUUAAUUUACGACUCUUCAGAAGUAUCCCACUUCAAUAAUGCUGUUGAACCUGGAAAGCACACUGCCAGUUCCCAUCACCUGUCAGCCUUCGUGACUCCCAAAGGCAGGUCCUACGUGUGUCAGGCGCAGCAGACCCUCUCCUUAAUAACCAGCGACCACCAGAAAGGAGUCACCGUCUUCAUGUCUGACGUGCAGAUCCAGCCGUUUGACAUUCAAAGUGACUUCACCUUCAGUGACGCCUACAAAUGUAUCACGGACCAGAGGGAGCAGUUAGAAGAGACCCUGCCAUUAAUUCUGGGCAUCAUUUUGGGACUGAUCAUUGUGAUUACUCUGGCCGUCUAUCACAUCCAUCUGAAGAUGACUGCAACCCCAGUGCAGAUUCCGCGUGAUAGAAGUCAGUACAAGAACAUGUAAUGAUUAUUAUUUUUUUUUCCCAUUUCCUAACCUAUUACAGCUGCUCCACAAUCCUGGAUAUUAACACGCGGCAGACACUAUGUAUUGAAUUUGACUUUUAUGCAGGCCAGCAAAUUUCUGGUGGCUAUCAGCUUUACUUGGUUAAUCAUCUAUGUGAAAAAAAAAUGACCAUUUUCCUUAUUUAUCAUGUGUCUAUUAAUAUUAAUUGAAUAAAGUAAUGAAUCGAGACACAGUUAAAAACAUGAUGUAUCUGGGAUUUGUACUAUAAUGGCACUGUUUGGUUUCUUCUCAAAGAGGGAAUGUAGAAGGGAUAAACGGUACCAGAAGUUGGGAAAAAUAAAAUGUCUUUCAGUGUCUUCAUUUGCAUAACUAACCGUGUUACUCUCUCAUGAUCUUUCACUUGCUCCUUUUUGACCUAAUCAGCCAAUCCGUAUAUUUGAAUGUACAGUUCAAUUGUGUAAGAUGUGUAAAUAACUCUUAAGAUAAUGACGAAUAAAUGCACAUUCCCAUGUGUGCUUAAGGUACA